Rubroshorea leprosula is the source of this 1306-nucleotide messenger RNA. Lineage: Eukaryota; Viridiplantae; Streptophyta; Magnoliopsida; Malvales; Dipterocarpaceae. The record is from the annotation of a GenBank genome assembly.
UGUGGGAUCUUAGUUCUUCACACUCACAAGGGAAACAUACUUCAACAGCAUCAUCAUCGACUAUCCAAUCGAAAAUCCGGAUGUUAAACCUGAAUCUGAGCAUUGCUACUUAGAGAGGGAUGAGUCGCCAUGGAAAGGUGCAUUCAGAGCCGAAUUCAGCGAAGAGUACGCCGACGAGGAGUAGUUCAAGAGUUUGGCUAGGUGGAGUUUCUGCUGUGAGUAGAGUCUCUCAGGUCAUCGAAGGGAGAGGCGGAGUGAACGCUGGCUCCUCUUCUAGAGUCUCGAGAGGGAUUUCAAUGAUCGAUGAUUCUGAUUUGUCCAAUGAUGUUCCACAUUUCGAGCUGGAUGAAGAUCCUUCGUUUUGGACUGAUCACAAUGUCCAGGAGAGCGCAGAGACUUUACUGUGGAUCGGACCUCCUGAGCCUAGAUUUACGUUUGAUCAUAUUGCUUGCGAGACAAUAUCACAGAAAAAGCUAUUCAGGGUGGCUGGCUUGCCCAUGGUGGAGAAUUGUAUGUCUGGUUAUAAUAGCUCCAUGUUUGCUUAUGGUCAAGCAUUAACUUCCUGGAGACUUUUACACAAAGAAGUUGAUUCUGGACCAUACCGGCCGACAGGUGGUGCCAAAACAUACACUAUGAUGGGUGAGAUAAAUGAGGUAGAGGGCAAUCUCAAUGAAGAUUGUGGGAUAACCCCUUGUAUAUUUGAAUAUUUAUUUUCAAGGAUCAGAAAGGAAGAAGAGAACAGGAAGGAUGAGAAGUUGAAGUUUAGUUGCAAAUGUUCCUUUCUGGAGAUAUAUAAUGAGCAAAUUACAGAUCUAUUGGAGCCUUCAUCUACUAAUCUGCAGGUCAUAAACCUGACUUUCUUGUUGUCGCUCAGAGAAGACUUGAGGAAGGGAGUAUAUGUGGAAAAUCUUAAAGAAUAUAAUGUGCGGAAUGUAAAUGAUGCGGUGAAGCUUCUGUUGCAGGGUGCUGCAAACAGAAAAAUGGCUACAACCUAUAUGAACAGUGAGAGCAGCCGUUCCCAUAGUGUCUUCAGUUGUACCAUCGAAAGCUGUUGGGAGAAAGAUUCUGCGACCGACUUUAGAUUUGCGAGGUUAAAUUUAGUGGAUUUAGCUGGUUCUGAAAGGCAGAAAAGCUCUGGUGCAGAAGGAGAUCGUCUGAAAGAAGCAGCAAACAUAAACAAAUCCUUGUCAACUAUAGGGUGAGUUAAGUCUGAGACUUAUUUCCUUCAGUCGUGUGGUCUGAGAUAUUGCGGCCUCUCUUUGAUGAUUUUUUUUCCUUCCUGUUUCGUCGCACAUUGUGCUAUCAA